CGGGAGUCGAGCGCCGUGACCUUAGUAUUGAUUAAUUUUUCCUGCCUUAUGUCAGUGAUAGACGCUGAGAAUGUUCUUUAUCAUCUGUAGAGGCCACCAUGCUCAUUGUUUCCGUCUUCCUUCGUGCCUUCCGCCCAAUACCAUCUACUCAGUGUGAAUAAUGCGACUGCUACAUACCAAGAAACUAAUAUUAGACACGCCCACGGAUGUGCGACCUUAUGCCAUCUUAUCUCACCGAUGGCUUGCGGAGCGUGAAGAAAUAUCUUUCCAAGACUUGCAACCCUCGCGAUUUCUUCCUAGCGAAGGCUCUCACGAUGAUUAUGCCGAGCCCACUUUCCCUUCCGAUGUUCAAAGCAAACAAGGCUUUGAAAAAUUCCAAGGAGCCUACGAAUAUGCCUCUCGAGCUGCUCUGGAGUAUAUCUGGAUUGACACUUGCUGCAUUGACAAAACCAGCAGUGCCGAGUUAUCAGAAGCGAUAAAUUCCAUGUACGCAUGGUAUCGGGAUUCCGCUGUGUGCUACGUUUACUUGCACGAUGUUGGCGACGAUGGGGACCCCGAAUCCGGUUUCGAAGAUGCCGAGUGGUUCCAAAGAGGAUGGACCUUACAGGAACUGAUCGCUCCAGAUAAUGUCUAUUUCUUCAACAAGUACUGGGUGAAAAUCGGGAGCAAGGCGACAUUUGCGCCUACCCUGAGUAAAAUCACCCGCAUCCGCCAAGAUAUUCUGCUGGGUGACCAAUACGAACCCAGUAUCGCGGAGAAGAUGUCAUGGGCUGCAGGACGAAAGACGCAGAGAAUAGAAGAUAGAGCUUAUUCUCUGAUGGGGUUAUUUGGCAUCCACAUGCCCAUCAUUUACGGAGAAGGAGACAAAGCUUUCAGGCGCUUGCAGCUCGAGAUCAUGAAAUCAUCGGAUGAUCAAACCAUUUUUGCCUGGCACGAUUCACGGGCACAUCCACAUUCUGUCAGAAAUCGCGGAUUGUUGGCAUCUACACCUGACGUUUUCAUGCGAGCUUCACCGGUAGUCGCCAUCGAUCAUUCCCAUUUUAUCAGCAUUCUUCCAUGGAGUCGCAGCCUCUCUAGCGAACUGUCGCGUGGUUAUCACAUUCUGAAUGACGGCAUUCACAUUACUCUUCCUAUGAAGCGAGUCGCAGAGGGGUGGCUUGCCGUCCUGAGAUGCAGAAAGAAAGAUCAGGAGUUUCCUUACGGGAUCUACUUGAAAGAAAGAUCUGGUUCCGACGAUUUUCUUCGGACUUCGCCCACGAAGCUUAAAGAACUCGAAUCCACAGAUCUCCAAGGCCUUACCCCGCGUACAAUACGUAUUGUGGUCGACUAUCACGUACUACCAACUACUAAACGCCGACAAUUCUUCACUUUUCAGUCUACAGAUCCCGUUUGGCAGUACUGCGGUUACUAUGUGUGCCCUACGCCAGGAGAUCGCCAUGAUGUGGGCCAGGGAGGCGGCUACCGAGAUCUUGAACCCUGCACUCGGAUUGAGCUUUCAGAUGAUGUGCAGUGUUGCUGCGUUUACUCGCAGGGCCUGCGUGGCGAAGUAUCGGUCCUUCUCAUUGGGAUCAAACAUCACCGUCCUUGGCUACACCUCCUCACAAAUGCUGGCCUAUACCGAUAUGUCGACACGUCGCGACUUGGCCGUCGAACCAUUUGUGACAUCGCUCUUGUGUCUUCCCCUACUUCCCCCCAAUCUAGCAGCCUACCCGAUCUCCUUUCUCCUACUCCCCAUGAUCUUCCUUCCGCGCCGUCUUCUCGUUCAAUGUCUCUUUCUUCUACUUCCACCGGAGCCAAUAUCCACAGAUUUCCAAAGAGAAAUUCCACCGCCCCUUAUGCUGCGCAGCUGCGUGGAGGUGGCGCUGGGUGUCCUGGUUGAUUUCGUGAAUGAGAUGAUGCCAGACAGGGAGAUAGAGAUCGAUAUCCGAAAGGGACAGGUUUGCGUCUCCGAGUCAACGCUUGACGUUG
Suillus bovinus is the source of this 1968-nucleotide messenger RNA. Its product is annotated as heterokaryon incompatibility protein-domain-containing protein. The record is from RefSeq and is a predicted model, not a curated record. NCBI's taxonomy places the organism in Eukaryota, Fungi, Basidiomycota, Agaricomycetes, Boletales, Suillaceae. The transcript has 4 exons. Bases 161 to 1879 code for a protein of 572 amino acids.